AUGAAGUUAUUAGGUAUUAAUAAGUUGCGUACGACACCGUACCACCCACAGAGUAACGGGGCGGUAGAGCGUUGGCAUAGGUCGCUUAAAGCGGCAUUAACGGCUCGCUUAUGCAAUAUAUCAUCAUCUUGGGUUACGGAAUUACCAACUGUGUUGCUAGGACUUAGAACAGCAGUAAGAAGUGAUACCGGCAUAAGCGCAGCAGAAAUUACGUACGGAACAACUUUACGAUUACCAGGUGAUUAUUACGAUAAAAAAUCGAGUUUUGAAAUAGAUAGCAGUCUUGAGUAUGUAAGUAAAUUACGAGAUACUAUUAGGAAAUAUCAGUCAGUAGCUAUUAGGCAGAAUGUAAGACGGAACAUAUUUAUUCACCCCGAUUUAGAAAAAUGCGAUUAUGUUUUUGUAAGAAACGACGCAGUGCGUAAGCCUCUACAACCAACAUACGACGGUCCUUAUCGUGUGCUGAGUCGAGAGGAAAAGGUAUUUUACAUUCAAAUGACUGGCAGGAAAGUUAGAAUAUCUGUAGACCGUCUAAAACCUGCAUAUUAUUUGAAUGAUGAUAGUGAUACGACAUCUGGGGCAGAUACUGAGGUUCCAUUACAAAUUCCAAGUAGCGAAUUGCCUAAUACACAUACCACGCGUAGUGGAAGAGCUAUUCGAUUACCGGUACGAUUUAGGUAA
This is a messenger RNA of Colias croceus (clouded yellow), 681 nucleotides long. RefSeq lists its product as uncharacterized. Gene Ontology annotation, molecular function: nucleic acid binding. Lineage: Eukaryota; Metazoa; Arthropoda; Insecta; Lepidoptera; Pieridae. Gene Ontology annotation, biological process: DNA integration. The coding region runs from base 1 to 681 and encodes 226 amino acids. The transcript has a single exon. The record is from RefSeq and is a predicted model, not a curated record.